AUGAAUAACUCUACAGGAAACUUCACAACACCUGAAACAUCUACAAACACCACAUCUCAUUCCCUUGGGCUCGUGGACUAUCUGGAAAUCUGUGUGUACAGCAUCAGUUUCUUGUUUGGUCUUCCUGCACACUCCUUUGUUUUAUGGCUCAUCGUCACAAGAACAGCAAGUGGAGUUGCAUCAGAGUUCUUCAGCCUCAAUCUCUCUGUUUGUGAGCUUGGUAUCUGUCUAAAUGGUUUGGUCUUAGUACUGUCAAUGUGGUUUGCAAGUUUAUCAACAUUUGAAUUGUUUUUAGUAGGAUUCUCCAUGGCUGGUCGUCCUCUGUUUCAGUGUCUGAUCUGUGUUGAGCGUUACCUGGCAGUGGUUCAUCCUGUAACCUUUCUGAAGUACAAACCUCUCAGAUAUAGAGUGAUCUGCUGCACUGUUGUCUGGACAAUCACUCUUGGCUCCUGUUUGCUCUGCUUUUUUUUAGGCUCACAAAGCAGAUAUAUAUAUACAUGGCUUUCAUCGGUGCAGAUGAUACUGGUUCUCUCCGUUCAGUUGUUUUGUCUUGUGGCUGUUCUUAGAGCUCUGAAGCAGUCAGGACCAGGAGAGAAAACAAGAGAGAAAGAGGAGGAAAACCACAUGAAGAGAAGAGCGUUUCAUAUCAUUCUAAUAACUACUAUGACUACUGUUAUCAUGUAUGUCCCAAAUACAAUGACAGGAUUCAUUGAAAUUUUAACAAGAGACAGUACUCCGACAGUUUGGUUCACUGGUUCGACUUGUUUUGUUCUGGCUGGUUUUGUGCAGCCUUUUCUUCAUCUGCAUCGUGCUGGAAAACUGUCCUGCUUCUGUUCCUCAUAAAAUA
Messenger RNA from Onychostoma macrolepis, 847 nucleotides. RefSeq names its product hydroxycarboxylic acid receptor 2-like. The transcript has a single exon. Gene Ontology annotation, biological process: phospholipase C-activating G protein-coupled receptor signaling pathway; positive regulation of Rho protein signal transduction. NCBI's taxonomy places the organism in Eukaryota, Metazoa, Chordata, Actinopteri, Cypriniformes, Cyprinidae. Bases 1 to 843 code for a protein of 280 amino acids. The record is from RefSeq and is a predicted model, not a curated record. Gene Ontology annotation, cellular component: membrane. Gene Ontology annotation, molecular function: G protein-coupled receptor activity.